ACCGGGUGACGUGUCAGUUUGUUUACAGCGGUGAGCAGUCGGCUGCAGCUGCUCAGACAUGGCUGUUGAUAUCACGUUACUUUUCAAAGCCAGCGUUAAGACUGUCAAAACCAGGAACAAGGCCAUAGGAAUUGGCUUCGAAUCGACCAAAGAUGAAAUUUUCAAGAGAAGCAGACCGAAGAGUGGCUUCUCACCGAGGGCGAAAGAAGUGAUCACGAACAUCACCAAGCUCAAAGACUUUCUGCUACAGCACAGAAAAGAUUAUGUGAGCGCCGGAAGUCUCAUUUCAUCAGACCUUUCCCGCAUGACAGACAAUGACCGCGACCAGAUCGACCAGGAUGCUCAGAUCUUUAUGAGAACCUGCUCUGAAGCCAUCAAGCUGCUACGCAGUGAAGCUGAGAAACAGGUGAUGUCAGCUCAGAUAAAGGAGCACAGGGGAGCGGUGCUAGACCUCAUUGAAACAUACCUAAAAGGUGUAUGCAAGCUGUACUCUGAGCAGAGAGCCAUUAGAGUCAAGAGAAUGGUGGACAAGAAGAGGCUAUCAAGACUGGUACCAGAGCAUCACAGUCCAGUGGAGAAAAAAGUGGAAGUGGAGCCCACAGAGGAGGACACCAUUAAGGAGGAAAGUUCUGAGAAGACUACAUCAUCAGAGGUCCAGGACAACCCUGUAAACCUGUGGGAGGAGAGCCGAGUGGAAGAUGAGCUCUCUCCAGAGGAAAUUCAGAUGUUUGAGCAGGAAAACCAGAGGUUGAUCAGUGAGAUGAACAGCCUGGUGGAUGAAGUGAGGCAAAUCGAGGGGAAGGUGGUAGAGAUCUCACGACUUCAAGAAAUCUUUGCUGAGAAGGUCCUGCACCAAGAAGCAGAAAUAGACAACAUUCAUCAGCUCGUCGUUGGUGCUACAGAGAACGUCAAAGAAGGCAAUGAGGAUAUACGAGAGGCUAUCAAAAACAACGCUGGAUUCAGGGUAUGGAUCCUCUUUUUCCUCGUUAUGUGCUCUUUCUCUCUUCUCUUCCUGGACUGGUAUGACAGUUAACACGACUGCCCAAAUGGACUCUGGACAACAACAAACUGCCUGAAGCUGAUACACAAUGCCUAUCUCAGAAGUAAUUGUACGACUGACCGAGAAGUGAAGUAAUGGCAGCAGCGAGGCUGAACGUGCAGUUUACCGGACUUGAUCUGGUGCAUAAAUUAUUGUCCAUGAAGAUUGUGUCCUCAAGUUUAAAUGGCACUUAAUUCUUCCCUGAUUCUAUCUAGGGUAGCUUUAAUAUAAAAAUGCACUUGUAUUUUAACAUCUUGCCUUUCUCAGCCAUGAGUAACAAUGGUUUGACUGGAUUUCGAUCCCUGUGAAUCUCUUCCGAAACUGUUUUAUGCACUAGAGCGUUUUUGCAUCUUGACAACACAGUCCCAUGUAUUCAAAAAGAUUUGUUCUUUAUGUAAAAUAGAUUGCUCUAAAUGCUGAAAAUGAUUUGCAGAUUGGACCCGAAUAAACUGUACUGGCACAUCAGAUACAUUCAAGUAAAAGCAAAUGAUUCUCAAUUAAUCAUAUAUAUAUGAGAUAUAUAUAUAUAUAUAU
Oreochromis aureus is the source of this 1573-nucleotide messenger RNA. RefSeq names its product syntaxin 18 (gene stx18). Gene Ontology annotation, molecular function: SNAP receptor activity. The transcript has 11 exons. Gene Ontology annotation, cellular component: endoplasmic reticulum; membrane; SNARE complex. The record is from RefSeq and is a predicted model, not a curated record. Bases 59 to 1033 code for a protein of 324 amino acids. Lineage: Eukaryota; Metazoa; Chordata; Actinopteri; Cichliformes; Cichlidae. Gene Ontology annotation, biological process: retrograde vesicle-mediated transport, Golgi to endoplasmic reticulum; intracellular protein transport.